CACGGCGCCAAAGCCGGCCAGCGAGCUUCCCACAAUACUUCUCAGCCGCCGUAGACCACCGAUGUUGACGCAACAAUUGAGAGCUAGCAGGACAUCCCUUCUGUCAUUUGCUCCUCUGACAUGCUUAGUUGGGUGGCGGUCCAAUAAGUCGAAGACGAUCAAUGAUGGGGAUCUACAAACUACGUGGAGAUCAUUGCUCCAGCGAUCGGGGAGGGUCUACUUCUUCUCUUUGAGGACAUACACAACAAGCAGAUCUUGCACCUUUAGUUUGAGGGACACCCUAGGGACCCUCUCGCCAACUUCCUUAUAGGGCCAAGGCAUCAAGUAUGACCAAGUCCCGCUUGCGAGCUAUCAUUCAAUGGGCAAAGAGCCACUGAGAGUAAUAGCGGUCAAAGAGUGUGGCAUGUACUCAUCCACAGGCGACCUAAUCCACUUCAAGUUGAUGCGGCAUGCAAUCUCUGAUUCUGUGCCCCAGCUGGGGUAACGAGAUCUCAUUCCUCAGUCCAACCACGCUGCACGUGGCGUUGAGACUCUGCAAGACUAGGGAUGCGCCGCUCCACGACUGGACAGUACUCACGACCAUCUGGCAUGGCAUGGUUGCCUUGCAGACUCCCACGCCCCCUCUCAAGUGCGUUGUCGCUGUCCCCUUCUGUCCGAAGCUGUUGCAUGUUCAAAAUGAGGAGCUCGAAUGUGAGGGGGUAAUUCAUGCCUUGAGACGCGCGCCACAGCCCUGCAAGAGAACGAACGAAUCAGUCCUAGAGGAUCAAGUUCAUAAUCUGCUCAAUGCACGGGCAGGGCAGCGUCGGCAUCUCUCGCACACUGGCAGACUUGGCUUGAAUCCUGAGAGAACUGAUCCUUGUAAAGGACUUGCAGGCCGACAUUUUCUCGAGACGACAAUGAACACUAUCCUUGCCAUGUCUUUUACGUCAAUGAAGCCCAAGCGGCCUGCAAGGGACAUGGAACUACGGCCGCCCCGUCGUCACUACGGAUAGCAGGACGUCUGCUAUUGGGCUGAUCGGGCAGCAAUUUUUGGCGGUGAAACACUACAGCUGUGCGCACCCCCUGCUCGCCCUGGCAAUCCAAGAUAGUGUUCAGUUCGACUUUGCACCAUCAUCUCUCGGAUGAACGCUACAUCACACAUUUCAGCCGAGCUCUGGGGGGUGAACGAACCCAUGUCGAGCGAGCAUAUCCCACUUCAUGAUUGGCCCCAUAGCCGACAGAGGGUCUGCAGUCUUUCUUCAGCAUUUGUUCAGAGCUGAUCGACAUAUUUUGCGCAGGCUUUUGCUGCAAGCAUACAGCAUGGGACAUCCAUCUUCCGUAAUCUGCGUUGAGGUCGAUGUCAGGGCGCAAAUCCCUUCUCCCCGGGAAUGACUGGAUCCAGUAAAGCAUUAAUUCGCAACAUAGCGUUGGCGUCGCCCCAACCGGGAACACCAAAUCCCUAGAGGGCGGCGACCACGCGGUCGUCUUCAAGCGGCAGCGCCGCGAUUAUCUCUGGUAAGUACCAGCAGCAGUUGCUUUCAAUGGUAAUGGCACCCUUAUGUCGAGCUUCCCGAGGGAAUGCUGGUUGAUCACUAAAGAGACUUUUCCUUAUAAUGUGAUGGAAUGGAUAUUUGAGCAUCCCACUGCGUAAAGCGCUGCAGCAGCAUGAUAAACAACAUUAGCCGCGCCCUCAUUUCGCUACACAACCGUACGUCCCACUCGAUGCAAUGUUUUCCGGAUAUCUUGCCUCGCUUCAUUGGACUCGACCUUAACCGCAUACGUUGUGCAAGUGGUGGGCAUUUGGCCAACCCCCGGGCAAGCAGGCAGGACUGGCCUCUCUUGCAUGAUGUGCUGAAGUUAUGACGGCUCAUGAUUUGGCACUAAGAGGAGGAGGUGUUGUGCAUGUUCGAGUUCAUGGUGUAUCGGUAGCGCUUGGGCGCCCACGUCACGAUCCGAUUGAUGGGCUGCCGCAUGCAUAUCCAAGUUCAGCGCCACGCCACCGCUUUCUUCCUCCGGCCGUACCAGCUACCCGUUUCAUCCUGACGGGCUGAGGGAACCAAGUCACCGUGUGACGGGCCUUGGUCUUUGUGGGCUGGGAAAGAGCAAAGACGACGUUGAAGGAGAGUUACGGGGCGCCCACGAUCAGUUGCUGGAAAUGACAUGGUCCACCAACCGUGCGCCAAAAUAACCUUCGAGGGACGGCCCCCGACCCACGACGGAUAAAUGUCCAUCAAGUCACACCCACCAAAGAAGUGCGUCAUCAGGUGAGACGGGAAGUCCGAAGACUAGGCUUGUCAAAAUGCUCUGAUUCUGUUGUCCCCUUGUCAAUGUGGAAGACCGCUGAGUUGCGCGGACCUGGGCAUCCACCCGGGGAUGCCAUUCCCCGUCGAACGGCGCGAAUAAAGUGUGAACUAUCCUCGCAUGGAGGCUACUUUCCGGUCCACAGUGGGCUACAUGCCAGGGCCCUGGAAAUCGUACUUCGGCGUCGCCUCCUUCUCCUCUUACCCAUACUCCUGCGUAUGUCUACACCCAGUAAUCUCAAAAGGAGUGGCGGCUUGGGCUGUUCACCCUUUGACCCACAGGACUCGAUUCACACCCGGGGCGUGCUUGUCCUUUUCCCUCCCACGACUAAAAUUUUGGUGUGGCUGGGCCGUCUAGGCAGCUAACUAUCGACCCCCUGCCUCGUCGCCUGUCACGGUGUUAGUGUCAGAAUCAUUGCGAGGUUUCGGAUGCCAAUGGUCGUCUCCGCAAAAGUGCUUCCCGAAUCUCGCUAUGAUCCAGCAUGCGGUACAUUGAGUCGAUGGAAACUAACUCUAUGGUUGACCUCAAGUCCGGACUGAAUAAUGGGUCAGGAAUUUGGGGGUACCAUCCCCAGUACUGAGAGGCUUCUCUCAAAAGCAAAUAUCAGGAAGGAUUUGCAUCUGUUGGCUCGGCACGCAACCCGAUCAUCGCUGGCCCUUCGAACCCUGGUACCCUCCAUUCCAUUCUGCGUCCACCUCGAAAGCCAGCAAAUCCUGCUCCCACACCAUCUGGUCACCCUUUUCACCACGCAAGCCGCAGUAGUGCACGAUCUCAAGCAGAACAGCUCGCUUGUGCCCUGCCAUCUUGCCCAUCUCUUCCAUCCCUCCAGUAUCUGCCCCUCGGCGCCUGCUGACAAGCUCUAUUCCUCCUUAUGCCUGCCACCACCGUUGCAGCCAUCUGUAGGCUGGGGCUCAACUGCUCACUGCUCAGCUGACCUACGACCAUGCCGCAUACUCCGUCAGUCACGUUGUCCUACUGGCUGAUGCCCCUGACCGACUUAGAAAUCGUGCCGGUCCGCCAGUUCGUCACCCAUUGUCUCUCGACGCAUUCACCUAGCGGCAUGGUCUGGGAAAUUGAAGAGGUGUCCUUGUACCCUGGUCGACGAGGAUUUAGUGAUCGAGGCUGAUGGUUGCUAUCGAGUCGGCAAAGAGGCAUGGUGACACAGCGCAGGCUCAUGCACCGUCUCAUCCGCCCAGCGCUCUCAAUCGCUCGCCUUGCAGAGCACUAGCUUACCGCGCACGAUGAGAUAUGGAGAUCAGUGCCCGCCUUGGCCGUCUCUGCCUAUCCUUGACUGGGAUGUCCCCCUUUCACGCUCAGAGAUGACACAUCACGCACCUCUCUUAAACCGGCAUCCGUUAGGCACACAAUUAUAGCAAGCCACAUGAGUCUUGCAGCAGAGGCGCGAAGAACAGCGCAAUCAACAACCACAAGGACUCCACAGAAAACAAUGUUUCGUGCACAGAAGGCAACCAAUUUCUCUCCCUCCAAUCGAGAGCUACCGCCGUCACCUUUUCUCUGGCGAUCCGGCAUACCUCGUUUGCUAGCAACUUUUCUAUCCUGGGUUUCUGGGUGAAUGUUCUAUCCACCCCUGGUCUUGAUAUCGUCGGUCCAUUCUUAAAUGCCGGUUAUCAUGUUUCGUUUGGGCCAGUCGUCCAGUCAGCAGCCUUCUAAGGUCUGAUUGGUUUGCACAUCACGGUGCCCGAACGACACGAUUGACAUGAUAUAUACAUAGGUGUACUCUGCCAGAAUCAACAAGUACUUUUCUUCAAUGAUCAUCUUUGGAAUCCUUCAAAGUCACUUCCAGAACUGACUCUAGUGACAGCUGCAGUCGUUGCAUCAAACGUCCCAUAUCGUGGCUGACUGUGCUUUACGAGAAGAGUGGUUUGACAGCUCAACGUUCAGCAGUGACAUUCCCCAAAGGGAUAUAUAAUCAGCUUUUUCAUCAUGCUAUUGCUCCAUCGUCAUGCACACACGUCCUGUCCUCAUUUCAGCCACGAAGAUCUCAGCUUGCCUCUUGAACUCGAUCCAACCGUGUCUCACAAGGUCCGCCACCUCUCCGACCACAACAUACAAUUAGCCGAGACGAUGUCCAUAUUAUCAAGCGGACCAGUUACACCGUCACCGGCUGGCAGGGCAACGGCUCCCUUGAGGGGUCUCGAAACUGGUGAGAAUGAUGUGGAUCAAAUGCAAAACGACGAACGUAGACGCGAUGUGUCUGCAGAUGUUGCAGAGGCCAUUGCAUCUGAGCUUGAGACAAGGACCAUUUCGCAUCUCAGUCUAUUGCACAGCCCCGCGGCCCGGCACACCAUCCACUUGUCAAGUAUUGAGCAAUGCAUGCCGCGAUCGUAUAUCCGGAUGUGUUUAGCAUAUCGGGUCCCAGAUGCAACAAGGCUUCCCCAAAUUUUGACAUGUCUGGACGCUUUUGUGAGAAAGUUAAUCGACGCGAAACCCUACCUCAGUGGCUUCGUAGUUGCAGUCACAGGUGCUAACAGUCCAGUGGGCGCCGUGCAAAUCGAAUUUACAGAUGACGAUUUUCUGCACUAUCCCUGUGUCACUGUACGGCGCCUAACGCGCGAAGAAGUUCCAUAUACUUAUGACGAACUCAACCAGAAUGGCCUGCCUCCCAGUGCGAUCAGGCCUGAUCUUGUCUCGGCUCUUGGUGAGGCUGCCGAUCAAGACCGGGCCCCAGUGUUUCGAGUCCAGGCGAAUGUGUUGGAAGGCGGCCUCGUUGUCUCGCUCUAUCUCCAUCACUGCAUUUCUGACGGCACAGGUAUGGGCUUGCUGAUGACAGGGAGUGUGCUGAACGAUGAUUUCGCCUUCGACCGCCACCUAGACGCCAGGGGGCACGAUAUUCCCAGGCUGUCUCUGAGACUGGAGGCCUUUGCUCAUCACAAGAGCGUGCUUAGACAACACCUGUCCUACAGCUUCGCCAAUCAGAUCAAUGAUCGUCAGUUGAAAUGCAAAACCACCAACAGCGCGCCGCAAGCGAACAACGUGGCAAAACCACCGGGUCGCGGAUGCGUGGUCGCCUUUCCUCUGAGUCGGCUGGCCACACUGAAAGCGAUGGUGGAGAAGUAUGCGGACGGCCACUUCAUCACGCCGAACGACGUGCUUCAAGCACUCAUCUGGCAGUGCAUGACGAAAGCCAGAAUCGCAUCGCUGCGCGAAACAACCGUUACAACCUCGAAAUUGCUCAUACCGAUCAACAUUCGCAACAGGCUGAAGAGACCCCUGCCCGAGUCAUACUUUGGCGCAGCCAUAGACUUUGCUUCGGUCCAGCUACCGUUGUCUCAUCUUGCCGACACCAGCCUGCAGAUGAUGGCUCGCACAGCCAUGGAGAUCCGGAAGAGUAUCAACAAGGUGGAUGAACCUUAUAUCCGACAGGCAAUCUCGCUGGCAAGAUUCCCUGAUCCACAGAUGGACACUCGAGAUCUGCAGGCUAGCAAUAUGGACAGAGUCAAUGGAGCCGACAUGUACAUCACGAGCUGGGAGAAGCUGAGAUGCUAUGAGGCUACUCUGGAGAUGGGUCUUGGACCACCCGACUGGGUCCGCAAGCCGUGGUCCAAAGACCCCGGCUCAUGCAUCAUUCUUCCAUACGACAAGCGGAAGGACUAUCUCGAAGUCGUCAUUCAAAUGACCGAAGAGGAUAUGGCGCGGCUGUUGGAUGAUUCGACCUUCAUGGAGUAUGUGGCCCGGGUCAUAGAUUAAACGGCAAAUAACAAAGCAUGUGUUUGGUUAUGUCAGCGAGUUAUGGAGAAAUCGAGCUUGGAGCACUGCGGACUUUCUUGUGGGUUUGGAAGGGCAACGGAGUGAUAUCUGCGUCUGGAGGGCAUACAUCUGGACAUGGUCGGCUGACGGCAGAUGCUGGCAAGGCAGAGCGAAAAGCAAGGUGCUCCAGGUACAGCAUAUGACUGGAGGGACAUUGGGGAGGGUCUGGGCUGAAUUGGAGCUGGUGUAUCACUGCGAUUUGGCCGCGGUUCAUUGGCUAGAAUGACAAUGAAACGGAACGUUUCAGGGCGCCUGCAUGAUGGCAGUAAUGGUGCCAAAUAACUCCCUCGUAGCUUGAAGGGAAAACGCUCCACAGCAGGUAUUUGGAUAUCAGAAGACUCAUAGAGAGACUCUCAGAUUUGAUGCCAAUCACCUCACGCGGUGCUGCAAAACGGUUGGUCAAAGCAGACUAGACAUGUCCAUUGAUUACUGAUCUUUUCAAACAGA
Exophiala dermatitidis NIH/UT8656 is the source of this 6495-nucleotide messenger RNA. RefSeq lists its product as uncharacterized. The coding region runs from base 4225 to 5988 and encodes 587 amino acids. The transcript has 2 exons. The record is from RefSeq and is a predicted model, not a curated record. NCBI's taxonomy places the organism in Eukaryota, Fungi, Ascomycota, Eurotiomycetes, Chaetothyriales, Herpotrichiellaceae.